AUGUCCGCCAUCACCGAGACCCGCCAGUCCGUCUACGUCUCUGACGGCUUCUCUGAGCCCAUGGGCGCUCAACACAACUUUGCCAACAACUUCGACCUCAACGACCCAGAGCGUGCCAUGAGCGAAUACCAAAGAAUCAUGCACGAGCACACCAAGCGCCAGCUCAGCACCGCAACCGACUCUGCCCGCCGACGAAGCGGAAGCUCCAACGAAUCCGGAAGCUCCACCAGCUCGUAG
Messenger RNA from Bipolaris zeicola 26-R-13, 237 nucleotides. RefSeq lists its product as uncharacterized. The transcript is spliced from 2 exons. The coding region runs from base 1 to 237 and encodes 78 amino acids. The record is from RefSeq and is a predicted model, not a curated record. Lineage: Eukaryota; Fungi; Ascomycota; Dothideomycetes; Pleosporales; Pleosporaceae.